UCUUUGAAGUCGGUUAUGUUAUACGUACAAUCGUAUCGAUUCUAUCACUCGCGUUUCACUUCACAGCGUCUGCCAGAGUCGACGUCGAUGGGAACAUGUGCGGUACUAGCGAAAAAGGGAAACCACUUUUACCUCCUUACGAUGUCAUCUAGUGGUCCGCAGUCACUGUGAUUCUUUAAAGGCAUAAUGUAUACGUGGACGAUUUCUUAAUUCGGUUCAGAAGUAAGCGAAUGCAAGACACAUUGCUCUCCCAAGGUGAUCCUGACAUCGUGAUAAAAGUUUAAACAGUAGUCGGGGUUAUUGUAUUUGCUGUGAAGUAAUUAUAUGUGUUCAUCAUGAGAUCUCUGAUUACGUUUACUGUCAUACUUGUCAUACUACAGAAUGUUAAGGAAGGGUUACUGGUAUCGCAACAUCCGAAGCUGUUGGUGAUAUCUUACGAUGCAUUCAGAUACGACUACUUUGAGAGAAACUUGACACCAUUCAUGAACAAGUUAAAGAAUCAAGGCACCCAUGUGGAUUACAUGAUGAAUAUUUUUGUCACUAAAACGUUUCCUAAUCAUCAUACAAUGGCCACUGGAUUAUACGCAGAAACGCAUGGUGUUAUAGAUAAUGAAUUUUACGAUCCUUCAUCGGGGAAUACGACGAAAUACUCAUACGACUUGUAUCACUAUAGUAACGAUAUUCUUCCUAUUUGGACUGCUAACGAGAAGGAAGGUGGUCAAAGGCGAAGUGGAACAAUGAUGUGGCCUGGAAGCAUUUACAAGUAUCAAGGAAUCAGUCCCACAUUUUCACAAAACUUCAAUGAAAGUAUAUCUUGGGAAGACAGGAUAGACACCUUGAUAUCUUGGUUCGUUCAUCCUACACAUCCAAUCAAUUUAGGAAUACUUUAUAUAGAGGAACCGGAUUACCACGGUCACAUGAUCGGAAUAAAAGGGCCUCAGUUUGACGAUAUUCUUCGAAAAUUAGAUAAUAUAACUAGAUAUCUUCAUAAUAAGAUAGAAUACUAUGGUCUACAUGAUCUGAACGUUGUCCACUUGAGCGAUCAUGGAAUGGCGACUGUUAAACUAGACAGAAUAAUAGAUUUAACGAAAUAUGUUAAUAGCAGUGAUUACAAAUUUGUGGGUACUCCGCCGGGAUAUCACAUUUUCCCAUAUCCUGGCAAAGAAGAUGCAGUUUACCAAGCAUUGAAACAGGCAACGAAGACGGAGAAAUUUAAGGUUUACAAAAGAGACGAGAUUCCUAAGAAAUAUCAUUAUGGGAACAAUACACGAGUCGGCAUGAUUUUCGUCAUUGCUGACGUCGGAUACGCGUUUCAAACCCUUCGCGACACCAUCGAUUAUUAUAAGAAAAAGUUCAAUGUCACAGUAAACGCUGAUUCGGAAUUCGGUCUUCACGGUUACGACAACGAGGCGAUAGAGAUGCAUCCGUUUUUCUUUGCGAACGGCCCUGCGUUUAUGCCUAAUUGCAAGCUGGAACCUUUUAGUAAUCUAGAUCUAUACCCAUUGUUUUGUAAGGUACUCGAUCUAAAUUGCCCGACCGGAAAUGGUACUUUAAUGCAUUUGACUAAGUGCCUUAAAAAGCGUCAACAGGAUAUCACAGUGAUUGCGUAUCGGAUGAUAUUUGUAGCCACUACCAUAUCUAUGACAAUGGUAGGAAUUAUAGCAGCAAUAGUUAUGUUCUACAUGAGGAAACGGCGAUUAGGAGCGAGGAGUUAUAGAAGAAUACUGGAAGAUUCGGAAGCACAGUACCAAUGGGACGAAAGUCAGAGUAUUGAAAAUACUACUUGCAAAUUAAACAAAUUUCCAGAUUUAUUCGUAAUUGAAUGCUACGCGAAGAAUAGGCGUUCGUAUAAGGGGAAUGUUAAGUAUAGGAAAAGUUCUUUUCAUUAUAAGAGUGACGCAUGCCUUACACAUUGAAUAAUUCAAUGAAAUACAUAUAAAUGAGAAAAUGCUUCUGUGAUAAAGAGAAAGAGAAGAAUAUAAAUUGACAUUUUAGAACUCGGUUGAUUUGGUGUGUUAUUUAUAAUAUGAACAGUAAUUGAUUUUUAUUGCGGUGGAUACACGGCUAAAACGAUUGUCUCAAAUAAUAAUAAGAAUACUCAUGCGUAUGUAAGUAAUUGGUACAUAGAGUACAUCUUCGAAAUGAGAUUGUAAAAUACUUCGUCAGGCGCAUCGCUAUAUGAAAUUACUUUAAAAAAUAUGUACGAACAAUGUUCAUUAUAUAAGUGUAAAUAAACUAGUUGUAAAUAAAAAUGAUUAUAGAACGAAA
Molecule: messenger RNA, 2268 nt
Organism: Ceratina calcarata
Lineage: Eukaryota; Metazoa; Arthropoda; Insecta; Hymenoptera; Apidae
Product: ectonucleotide pyrophosphatase/phosphodiesterase family member 5
Exons: 11
Coding region: 336-1916 (526 amino acids)
Source: RefSeq, a predicted model, not a curated record